CCCACCCACUGGGCCUCCAUUAUUGCCAAUUUGCAAUUAUAAAAAUCACAAUAAUUCACCAUAUUCGAAUUCCCAUUUUACCCUCGAUCUCCCACCAUUAAUUAUUUAUAAACUUUACAAAAAGAAAAGGAGAAAAUCGCACUCCUCAAUUUCAACCCUUUUCUCCUUCACCUCUCUAUUAUCAAAUACUUAUUAAUUAACAAAAGCAAAGACGACUCUGUAUCUCUCUCUCUCUCCCAUGGAGCAAGUUGAAGAUGCGAUUCCAACAACGGGAACAUCAGAAUCAUCUACAGCGGAGCCGCCUAGCGCUCACCACACACUAGUUCCGCCAGGGCUGACACCGGAGGAGUUCGAAGAUCUCAAACCGGCGGUGGCGGAAUUCCAUAAUUACAGGGUCAACGCCGGCCAAUGCUCCUCCAUACUGGCGCAGCGCGUGCACGCGCCGCCACAGGACGUCUGGUCCAUCGUCCGCCACUUCGACAAGCCGCAGACGUACAAGCACUUCAUCAAGAGCUGCAGUGUGCGGGAGGGCUUCAGCGUGCGCGUCGGCGAGCUGCGCGACGUCAGCGUCAUAUCGGGGCUGCCGGCCGCCACCAGCACCGAGCGGCUCGACAUCCUCGACGACGAGCGGCGCGUGACCGGCUUCAGCAUCAUCGGCGGGGACCACCGCCUGCGGAACUACCGCUCGGUGACUUCCGUGCACGAGCUCCCCGGCGGCGGCGGCGGCGGGAUCUCCACCAUCGUGCUGGAAUCGUACGCGGUGGACGUGCCGGAGGGGAACACGGAGGAGGACACGCGCCUCUUCGCCGACACCGUCGUGAAGCUCAACCUCCAGAAGCUCGCCUCCGUCGCCGAAGCUAGGGCAACCAUCGAUUGAAUUUUACAGGUAAAUUAAAUUCCUAUUCUGUCCUUUGUAGAUGCCCUAAGUCAUGUGAUAUGCACGACUGCAGUAGCUAUCUACGCUUGAUUUGCACACAAUUUCUGCAAUUCCAAAUCUGGAAAUAAAGAUGAAAAAAAGUGUAAGAAAAGGGACUUAAUAUUGGGGGUUUUUGUUUGAAAAAACUAGUUCCAUCCAUCUGUUUCUUUUGUUCUUUGAUUGUUGUGUGAAUUUUGAUCUUUGGUGGAAUAAUUGGCGCUUCAAAACUACUUCUUCCAAAGUGGAAAAACAUUGGAAGAACAUUUGUAAUUGUAAUAUUGGCGAUUGGAGCAAAUGAAAUUGGAGAAUUUGAGGCGGUCUACAUCAA
Salvia miltiorrhiza (redroot sage) is the source of this 1244-nucleotide messenger RNA. RefSeq names its product abscisic acid receptor PYR1. Lineage: Eukaryota; Viridiplantae; Streptophyta; Magnoliopsida; Lamiales; Lamiaceae. The transcript has a single exon. Gene Ontology annotation, molecular function: protein phosphatase inhibitor activity; signaling receptor activity; abscisic acid binding. The record is from RefSeq and is a predicted model, not a curated record. Gene Ontology annotation, cellular component: cytoplasm; nucleus. The coding region runs from base 239 to 877 and encodes 212 amino acids. Gene Ontology annotation, biological process: abscisic acid-activated signaling pathway.